This is a messenger RNA of Acanthamoeba castellanii str. Neff, 1332 nucleotides long. Its product is annotated as WH2 motif domain containing protein. Gene Ontology annotation, molecular function: actin binding; protein kinase A regulatory subunit binding; Arp2/3 complex binding. Gene Ontology annotation, cellular component: cytoskeleton. The transcript is spliced from 8 exons. The coding region runs from base 1 to 1332 and encodes 443 amino acids. Gene Ontology annotation, biological process: actin cytoskeleton organization; positive regulation of Arp2/3 complex-mediated actin nucleation. Lineage: Eukaryota; Discosea; Longamoebia; Acanthamoebidae. The record is from RefSeq and is a predicted model, not a curated record.
AUGGGAUUGAUUAAGCGCCCCAUCGGGUUCCUGCUGGAGAAGCUCCUGCCCGAGGUCGAGGGCGUGCCGCCCCACAACAUCCUCCCCAAGGUGGCGAACGACUGCGCUGCGGACAUCCUGGAGGACCUGCACCACUUGUUCAACUUUGCCCACCAGAUCUUCGGCGAGCUCUCCGCCCAGGCCGUCGACACCGCCACUCGCAUCAGCAACCUGAGGAUUCGUUUGGAGAACUGCGAGCAGUACCUGCCCCAGGCCGAGGGCUACAUCGACAGCCUCGAGGUCAACACCUUCCAGAACAACCCCAGGGCGACAUGGAGCUCGGAUAUCCUCCAGAGCGCGCAGCUGGUGACGCGCACGUCGCGUGACGUGGCCCUCAACGCGGUCUACGAGUACUGCCUGCCUCCGCCCAACUUUGCCCCUCUCGACCCCUACUCCGAGGACCUGGUGCCCUGCAUCAAGCGCUACACGAACCCGGAUUUCUUCAUCGACGAGUGGCUCGAGCAGCAGAAGCGCGAGCGGGAGAAGAUCAUGGAGCGCCGCGAGAAGCGCCACAACGAGCGCAGGCCCAAGGCCGAGCAGCAGCAGCAGCGCAAGAACCUGCAGGGCGAGGUCGAGGUCGGUAAGCUCAAGAAGACCCGCUACGACGAGUUCGGCAACAAGAUCGAGAGCGACGCGGCUGUGGUGCCCGGCGCGCAGCUGUCGCGCGCGGCGCAGGCCUCGCACUCGUCGAACCUGGUGGCGGUGAGCACCAUGGCGGCGUCGGACCAGUCGCUCCAGGCCGGCCCCCGGCGGGCGCCGCAGAUCAACAUCUCGUCGGCCACCCUGCGCGCGGAACACCUCCACAGGGACCCGCAGCACUCGGCGCCCCUGACCCCCAACUACGGCACCAUGCGCGCGCCCCCUCCCUCGCCCUUCUCCGCCCCCGCUGACGACGGAGGGCGCACGCGCAGGGGUGGCGACUCAGCGCUCUGUCUCGCCGCUGCCCCAACCGCCCGGGUGCCCAUGGCUAGACCGGCGGUCGGUGCGCCGGCGCCGCCCCCGCCCGGCCCGCCCCCUCCGCCCGGUCCGCCCUCGCCCACGCCGGCACACAACAACGCGCCGCCGGCCGCGCCGCCGGUGAGCGGCAUCCAGGACACGCGCUCCAAUCUGCUGGGCCAGAUCACGGCCGGCCUCAAGCUCAAGAAGGUCGACGUCGAACGCGAGGCCAUCGCCAAGCCCUCGGCCGCCGACGUCUUCAACGUUUCUGCCAUCCUCCAAAGGCGUGCGGCGUUGGAGUAUUCGGACGACGAAUCGGAAGACGACGAGUGGGACGAUGACGACUACAACGAUUGA